Lotus japonicus is the source of this 6119-nucleotide messenger RNA. RefSeq names its product callose synthase 9. The transcript is spliced from 53 exons. Lineage: Eukaryota; Viridiplantae; Streptophyta; Magnoliopsida; Fabales; Fabaceae. Gene Ontology annotation, molecular function: 1,3-beta-D-glucan synthase activity. The record is from RefSeq and is a predicted model, not a curated record. Bases 265 to 5970 code for a protein of 1901 amino acids. Gene Ontology annotation, cellular component: 1,3-beta-D-glucan synthase complex; plasma membrane. Gene Ontology annotation, biological process: (1->3)-beta-D-glucan biosynthetic process.
CUGUAACCGGUAGAUCCGGUUCCCCACCACGUCCCCUUUUUUCCUUCAGACCUCUUCACCUUUUUUGUUCAAAACCGAAAAGAAAUUCCAAUAACCGCUUAUUCUAUACAGAUUCUGCUUCUCUUCAACUGCGGAACCCUACCUCGAGGGUUUUUCAGUGGAUUAUCUACUCGCGCUACUGAUUUGGUGCUAUAAUAGGCUUAGGUUGAACUGGAUCUACUUCAUUGCUUCAUGUUUUUCUGAACCUGAGUGGUUGUUCUGAAUAUGUCUCGAGCUGAGGAGCUUUGGGAGCGUUUGGUUCGUGCUGCAUUGAGGAGGGAGAGGACCGGUGAAGAUGCAUUUGGGCGGCCUGUAGGUGGAAUAGCUGGAAAUGUACCCUCUGCGCUUGCUAAAAAUAGGGAUAUCGAUGAAAUUUUAAGAGUUGCGGAUGAAAUUCAAGAUGAUGAUCCUACUGUCUCUAGAAUAUUAUGCGAACACGCGUAUUCAUUAUCUCAAAAUUUGGACCCUAACAGUGAAGGCCGAGGUGUUUUGCAAUUCAAGACUGGUUUGAUGUCUGUCAUUAAGCAAAAGCUGGCGAAAAGAGAAGUUGGAACCAUAGAUAGAAGUCAGGAUAUUGCUCGAUUACAAGAGUUCUACAGGAGUUACAGAGAGAAACAUAAUGUGGAUAAAUUACAGGAGGAAGAAAUGAAGUUGAGGGAAUCUGGUGCUUUCAGCCGGAAUCUUGGCGAGUUGGAGCGCAAGACUGUGAAGAGAAGAAGGGUUUUUGCAACCUUAAAGGUUUUAGGAACAGUACUUGAGCAACUGAGUGAAGAAAUUCCUGAUGAGCUUAAGCGGGUUAUGGAAUCUGAUUCUGCAUCGACAGAAGAUUUGAUUGCCUACAACAUCAUUCCUCUAGAUGCUCCUUCAACAAAUGCUAUUGUUUCUUUCCCUGAGGUGCAAGCAGCAGUUUCAGCUUUGAAGUAUUUCAUUGGCUUGCCAGAAUUGCCCGGAGGCUAUUUCAUUUCUUCUACAAGGGAUGCUAACAUGCUCGACUUUCUGCAGUAUACUUUUGGAUUUCAGAAAGAUAAUGUAGCUAAUCAGCGUGAACACAUAAUUCACCUGCUUGCAAAUGAGCAAUCUCGGCUUGGAAUUCCAGAUGAAAAUGAACCUAAAUUGGAUGAAGCUGCUGUGCAGAAAGUAUUCCUCAAGUCACUUGAGAAUUACAUAAAAUGGCGUGAAUACUUAUGCGUUCAGCCUGUUUGGAGCAGUUUGGAGGCUGUUAGUAAAGAGAAGAAAUUGCUGUAUGUUUCUCUAUACUACCUAAUAUGGGGUGAAUCCUCAAAUAUCAGGUUUCUACCAGAAUGCUUGUGCUACAUAUUUCAUCACAUGGCGAGAGAGAUGGAUGAGAUCCUAAGGCAACAGGUUGCACAGACAGCUAAUAGUUGCACAUCAGAGAACGGUGUCUCAUUUCUUGAUCAUGUUAUUCUUCCGUUGUAUGAAGUUGUUGCUGCAGAAGCUGCAAACAAUGAUAACGGGAAGGCACCUCAUUCUUCCUGGAGAAAUUAUGAUGAUUUUAACGAGUAUUUCUGGUCACUUCAUUGCUUUGACCUUAGUUGGCCAUGGCGUAGAAGUUCUUCAUUUUUUCAAAAGCCACAACCCAGAUCAAAGAAAAUGCUUAUAACUGGUGGAAGUAAGCAUCAGGGAAAAACAUCUUUUGUGGAGCAUCGGACUUUUUUCCAUCUCUAUCAUAGCUUCCACCGACUGUGGAUAUUUCUUAUCAUGAUGUUCCAGGGUCUAGCAAUUAUUGCUUUCAAUGAUGAAAAUUUUAAUGCCAAGACCUUGAGAGAGCUUCUUAGUCUUGGACCGACAUUUGUUGUGAUGAAAUUUUUGGAGAGUGUCUUGGACAUUUUCAUGAUGUAUGGUGCAUAUUCAACAACGAGGAGCUUAGCUGUCUCCCGAAUUUUUCUACGAUUUCUUUGGUUUAGCCUUACUUCAGUUUUCAUAACUUUUCUUUACAUAAAAGCACUCCAAGAAGAGAGUAAAAGAAAUUCAAAUUCAGUAGUUUUCAGAUUAUAUGUGAUUAUCAUAGGUAUUUACGCGGGUGUCCAAGUUUUCAUUAGUUUCCUCAUGCGGAUUCCUGCAUGUCAUCGUCUCACAAAUCAAUGUGAUCAUUGGCCUUUCAUUCGUUUUGUGAAGUGGAUGCGCCAGGAACGGCAUUAUGUUGGACGGGGCAUGUAUGAAAGGAGUUCUGAUUUCAUAAAGUAUAUGCUGUUUUGGCUUGUUGUUUUGAGUGGAAAAUUUUCGUUUGCUUACUUUCUUCUGAUCAAGCCACUGGUGGACCCCACGCGGGAUAUUGUAAAAGAGGAUAAUAUUAUUUACUCUUGGCAUGAUUUGGUAUCUAAAAAUAAUCAUAAUGCGUUGACUGUUGUUAGUGUUUGGGCUCCAGUGUUUGCUAUUUAUCUCCUAGAUAUUUAUAUCUUUUAUACACUUGUUUCGGCGGUCUGCGGGUUUUUGCUUGGGGCAAGAGAUCGUCUGGGAGAGAUCAGGUCAUUGGAUGCACUGCACAAACUUUUUGAGGAGUUUCCUGGAGCGUUUAUGGACACUCUUCAUGUUCCUCUACCCAACAGGAGCUCCCACCAGUCAUCUGUUCAGGUUGUGGAGAAGAACAAGGUUGAUGCUGCUCGAUUCUCCCCGUUUUGGAAUGAGAUCAUGAGAAAUCUCAGGGAGGAAGACUAUAUAACUAACUUUGAGAUGGAGUUGCUUUUAAUGCCAAGAAACUCUGGGGAUCUUCCCUUGGUUCAGUGGCCACUUUUUCUACUUGCAAGCAAGAUAUUUUUGGCUAGGGAUAUUGCUGUUGAGAGUAAAGAUACUCAAGAUGAGCUUUGGGAUAGGAUUUCUCGAGAUGACUAUAUGAUGUAUGCUGUUCAGGAGUGUUACUAUGCUAUUAAACUCAUUUUGACUGAAGUAUUAGAUGACACUGGAAGGAUGUGGGUUGAAAGGAUAUAUGAUGAUAUUAAUGAUAGUAUUACAAGAAGGAGUAUUCCUGUGGACUUCCGACUUAAUAAGUUGGCUCUUGUGGUAUCAAGAGUAACUGCAUUGAUGGGGAUUCUGAAAGAGACUGAAACACCUGAACUGGAAAGGGGUGCGGUGAGGGCUGUUCAAGAUCUCUACGAUGUUGUACGGCUUGAUGUUCUUUCAUUAAAUAUGAGGGAAAAUUAUGACACAUGGAAUUUACUGUCCAAAGCGAGGGAUGAGGGACAUUUGUUUGAAAAGUUGAAAUGGCCCAAUACCGACUUAAGAGUGCAAGUCAAAAGAUUGUACUCUCUGCUGACUAUCAAAGACUCAGCUUCAAGCAUUCCUAAAAAUCUUGAGGCUAGGCGAAGGCUGGAAUUUUUCACAAACUCACUUUUUAUGAAGAUGCCUCGUGCAAAGCCAGUUCGAGAAAUGUUAUCCUUUAGUGUUUUCACCCCUUAUUAUUCUGAGGUUGUGCUUUACAGCAUGGCUGAACUCCUAAAGAAAAAUGAAGACGGCAUUUCAAUUUUGUUCUACCUGCAGAAGAUAUAUCCAGAUGAGUGGAAAAACUUUCUUGCCCGCAUUGGCCGUGAUGAAAAUGCACUUGAAAAUGAGCUUUAUGAUAGCCCUGCCGAUAUUCUUGAACUGCGUUUUUGGGCCUCUUAUCGUGGGCAAACAUUGUCCAGAACAGUCCGGGGCAUGAUGUAUUAUAGGAAAGCUCUUAUGCUUCAAACCUAUUUGGAGAGAAUAACAGCUGGAGAUUUGGAGGCUGCGACUAGUUUUGAUGAAGUGACUGAUACACGUGGCUUUGAUUUAUCCCCGGAAGCACGUGCUCAGGCAGAUCUUAAGUUUACUUAUGUGGUGACAUGUCAGAUUUAUGGUAAACAGAAAGAGGAGCAAAAACCUGAGGCUGCUGAUAUUGCUUUAUUAAUGCAAAGAAAUGAAGCUCUCCGUGUCGCUUAUAUUGAUGUUGUUGAAACUUUAAGAGAUGGAAGAGUGAACACAGAAUACUACUCUAAGCUCGUGAAAGCUGAUAUCAACGGGAAAGACAAGGAAAUAUACUCCCUGAAAUUACCUGGAAAUCCCAAAAUUGGUGAAGGGAAGCCUGAGAACCAAAACCAUGCAAUUAUAUUUACCCGUGGAAAUGCAGUCCAGACAAUUGAUAUGAAUCAGGAUAACUAUUUUGAGGAGGCUUUGAAGAUGAGAAAUGUUCUUGAAGAAUUUCAUUCUGAUCAUGGGCUCCGUCCUCCUACCAUACUUGGUAUUAGAGAACAUGUAUUUACUGGAAGUGUCUCGUCUCUGGCCUCCUUCAUGUCCAAUCAAGAAACUAGUUUUGUGACUUUAGGCCAGCGUGUUUUAGCAAAUCCAUUGAAGGUCCGCAUGCAUUAUGGUCAUCCUGAUGUUUUUGAUAGAGUGUUCCACAUCACCCGUGGUGGUAUCAGCAAGGCUUCCCGUGUUAUCAAUAUCAGUGAAGAUAUCUACGCAGGAUUCAAUUCGACCUUACGUCAAGGAAAUAUUACUCAUCAUGAAUAUAUUCAGGUUGGUAAGGGAAGAGAUGUUGGACUCAAUCAGAUUGCUCUAUUUGAAGGGAAGGUUUCAGGUGGUAAUGGGGAACAAGUUCUGAGCCGUGAUGUAUACAGACUUGGGCAACUUUUUGACUUCUUCCGCAUGAUGUCUUUUUACUUUACAACAGUUGGAUAUUAUUUUUGUACCAUGUUAACUGUGCUGACGGUUUAUGCCUUCCUUUAUGGAAAAAUGUAUUUGGCACUAUCUGGUGUUGGUGAAACCAUCGGGGAAAGGGCUAAGAUUACCAAGAACACGGCCUUGAGCGCUGCUUUGAACACACAGUUUCUGUUUCAAAUUGGUAUCUUCACUGCUGUGCCAAUGAUCUUGGGUUUCAUUCUCGAACAAGGUUUCUUGAGGGCCAUUGUCAGUUUUGUCACAAUGCAGUUCCAGCUCUGCUCAGUUUUUUUCACAUUUUCGCUGGGUACUAGAACCCAUUAUUUUGGUCGGACCAUUCUUCAUGGUGGUGCAAGGUAUCAAGCAACUGGCCGUGGAUUUGUUGUCCGCCAUAUUAAAUUUUCUGAGAAUUACAGACUCUACUCUCGUAGUCAUUUUGUUAAAGGGUUGGAAGUUGUGCUUUUGUUGAUAGUCUAUCUUGCUUAUGGCUAUAAUGAAGGUGGUGCACUAUCAUACAUUCUUCUGAGUAUAAGCAGUUGGUUUAUGGCUCUAUCCUGGUUGUUUGCUCCAUAUUUAUUCAACCCUUCCGGAUUUGAGUGGCAAAAGGUAGUGGAAGACUUCCGAGAUUGGACAAAUUGGUUACUUUACAGAGGUGGUAUUGGGGUUAAAGGAGAAGAAAGCUGGGAAGCUUGGUGGGAAGAAGAACUGGCCCAUAUCAGGAGCUUCGGUUCAAGGAUAGCAGAGACCAUACUGAGUCUAAGAUUUUUCAUCUUUCAGUAUGGUAUUGUGUAUAAACUGGAUGUUAAAGGAACUGAUACUUCAUUGACGGUUUAUGCAUUCUCGUGGAUUGUGCUGGCUGGGCUUAUAAUUCUUUUCAAGGUUUUCACAUUUAGCCAGAAGAUAUCAGUCAAUUUCCAGCUUCUGUUGCGUUUUGUACAAGGCCUCUCCCUUUUGUUGGCAUUGGCUGGCUUAGUUGUUGCAGUUAUAUUGACCGAUCUAUCUGUGGCUGACAUAUUUGCUGCUAUGUUAGCUUUCAUUCCUACUGGAUGGGGAAUUUUGUCUAUUGCUGCUGCUUGGAAGCCUGUGAUGAAGAGGCUGGGACUAUGGAAAUCCAUUCGAUCAAUUGCUCGCCUGUAUGAUGCUGGCAUGGGAAUGCUCAUAUUUGUACCCAUCGCAUUCUUUUCUUGGUUUCCAUUUGUAUCAACAUUCCAAACUCGCCUCAUGUUUAACCAGGCUUUCAGCCGAGGGUUGGAAAUUUCUCUGAUCCUUGCUGGGAACAAUCCCAACACUGGGAUAUAGUUGCACUUGCCUCAUGAUGUAGGUCCUAAAUGAGAUAUAGUUGUAGGAAGCCUUGAUUUUUUCUGUAACUUCAGAUUUGUGAAUAGUGUGUAUCAUCAUUCUUAUAGUGUAUGACAUUUAAACUUGGUGAUGAACCAUUGGAUGACUCA